Candoia aspera is the source of this 1594-nucleotide messenger RNA. It is a transcript of the gene TMEM233, whose product is annotated as transmembrane protein 233. Gene Ontology annotation, cellular component: membrane. The coding region runs from base 259 to 633 and encodes 124 amino acids. The transcript has 3 exons. Lineage: Eukaryota; Metazoa; Chordata; Lepidosauria; Squamata; Candoiidae. The record is from RefSeq and is a predicted model, not a curated record.
GGAUCCCGGCGCGCCUUGGCACAGCCCGGCGGAGCGCGGCUUCUCUUCGCCCCGGGAGCGAAACCUGAGCGGUCGUCCGGGGCGAGCCGGGCUUGGCUCGGGCUUUUUUUGGCCGCCGCCGUCCCCGGGCGGGCAGAGAGCGAGGAGGAGGAGGAGGGAUGAGACGGGGCUGAGCCAGUUCGGGCGCGCUUCUCUUGCCGGCGUUCCGCUCCCCGCCGUCCGCUCCGCGCAACUUUCCCCGCGCCUCCUCAGGUCCCCAUGGCGGGCUCCUCGCCUCCCCCCGCUUACACGGACCUCAAGCGGGGCCUGGACAAGAGCAGCAGCGGCGCGGAGCUCCAGCUGAACGGCGACGAGGGGGCGCCGGGACCCGAGGAGGAGGAGGAGGAGCGGGGCCCCAUGCCCAAGAACUACUUGUGGCUCAGCAUUUUGUCCUGCUUCUGCCCCGCGUACCCCAUCAACAUCGCCGCCUUCGUCUUCUCGGUCAUGGCGCUAAACAGCUACACUCAAGGAGACAUAGAAGGGUCGAGGAGGCUGGGCCACACCGCGCUGGUGGUCGCCAUUGCGUCCAUUCUCAUCGGUCUCCUGAUGAUUGCAGUCCUUUGUAUUGUCCAUUAUACUACGCACACCAUCUGAAUUCAAAGACUCGGAUGUGAAAGCUUACCAUCUUCAAGCCUGUGGGACGGGGUCUGUCCUAUGAAGAAAGGAAAAUGUGGACGGCUAACAAACCGCCCCAGAUCUUUUAAUCCGGGAGGUUUGGUUUAAUCCUACAAACCUGGUUCAAGGCACGGGUGAAAAUCUCAAGUGACUGCUGGUUGGGAUGCUACAGUAUGUGUCAAGAUUAGCAGUCCCCUCCAAAAAGAACCAAAACAGGAAAAAGAAAAAAAAAUACCUGUCUUUCUUAAAGAAUGUCUUUAUGGAACUUCCUUUUUUCCCUUUUGCAAUCCCACAACUCCAUUUUCACGCACGCCAGAAGUGUAACCUGUAGCUCACCUCCCCUGUCCUAGGCUUUUGCACUCAAGCCAUCCAUUGGAUGUCUCCCAGGCUGGAGACCUUUGCUUGGCUGAACUUUCUGGAUUGGUGAUGGAUGCAAGACCUGACCAGACAAUGUUAGAGGAGGUGGUGGUCUCCUUGGACUUUUGGCUUCCACCUGCAAACCCAGGUUAGCACCUCAGGACACUAGGGAUGAAUGCAUCCAUAGGACAUGUCUGCACAAAGUGGAUUUCUUCAAUCUCCAGAUCACCUUCUCUGCUGUGCACCCCUGAUGAGUCUUCUCUUGGGGGAAAACUGAAAAUGCUCUAUUUUGUAAAUGUGCUAGCUUGCCAAGGUCUUGACUCCUGUCCUAGAAUGAACUUUUUUCCCCUGCAUUACCUCGUCUCCAGUCCAACGAUAAGGACAUCCCUUUUUCUCCUCAAAACUGGCCCCACUCUUCUUUCUUUCUUUCUUUCUUUCUUUCUUUCUUUCUUUCUUUCUUUCUUUCUUUCUUUCUUUCUUUCUUUCUUUUUUUCUUCCUUCCUUCCUUCCUUCCUUCCUUCCUUCUUUCUUUCUUUCUUUCUUUCUUUCUUUCUUUCUUUCUUUCUUUCUUUCUUUCUUUCUU